Molecule: messenger RNA, 1212 nt
Organism: Cuscuta campestris
Lineage: Eukaryota; Viridiplantae; Streptophyta; Magnoliopsida; Solanales; Convolvulaceae
Source: the annotation of a GenBank genome assembly
GCAAAACAGAGUUGUCCAGAGGCGCAACAGCGCUGUCCCAACAACGAUGUAGCCUUUGGAACAUCGUUGGCAACUGCAUUAAUUACUCCAACAGCCAUAUUUUUGAAAAUCUGAACGUUGAGAACAUCUUUUUCUAUAAAUUGGGCCCCCCUCUCUUCACUUUUACACACACAAACACAAUUCUCUUCAAUAUCUUUGCAUAAUUCAUCUCCUCUACUCUUUUCUCUUGAGAUCUCUUCACCAUGGGCAAAGACAAGAGCAGGGCUGCCACCUCCGGGAAAACAAAGUCCAAAUCCCGGGCACCUUCCACAAACUCCGAGGAGCGCCUCUACUACGGCGAUGGAUCGUAUCUCUGGUUCGAUUCCGAGGAGGAGCGCACCCGUUUCCUCACCUUCUUCUCUAAACGGGUUGUGGCUCCACCGCGGAUUGUCCCGGAGCGCUUCCCGAAGUUGCAGGGCUACGACGAUCUAGACGCGCAGCUUAACCAAGCCGGCCUUUGGCCGUUCGUCUCCCGGGCUCGGAAGGAGAUCAACCCGGCGCUGAUCCGGGCCUUCUACUCCAACCUCUGGCGUGAGGGCGACGUGCUCUACUCUCUUGUCAAGAGCACGCCGAUAGAGCUUUCCGUUGAGCAGCUUCGGCGCAUCGCCGGCCUCCCCUACCAAGGCGACGACAUCUCCCACUAUGGCGGAGAGGACUGGGUGCUCAACAACGAGGGCCUUAUCCUCAACGAGCUUGGCAUCACCGAGCUCAUCCGCCAUGCCUCGGAACGCCCCACCAUCCACUCCGCAAACCCCGAGAGCCGGCUUCUUCUCUACAUCAUGUCCCGAAUCAUCAAGCCCCGGAAGCAUGGGCACACGAUCAUGUCCAGUGAGGACCUCAAGCUUCUCCACGCGAUCAUGCACACGGCCCCGAUCAAUUGGGCAAAGUUUGUCAUGAUCAACAUGACAGUCGCCGCGUCCACCAACCACGAUCACCUCCUUCCGUACCCGUUCGUGGUGAUGGACAUCCUUGAACGGUUCAAGGUGACCACCACUGUUGGCCCGCUCACGAAGGCCACGAAGAUUUGGGCGAUCAGCACCCAAACCUUCAAGAAGCGGUCGGACAACGCCAAACCUGCCACUGCCGCGCCACGGCGCCGUUCUGCUGCUGGCCCAGCCGAACCCCACGCCUGGGCCAACCUUGCCUCCAUCGCCGACUCCCUCAACCGGCUUU